AUGCCACUCUUCACUCUCCCCAUAACCGAUAUAUCUCAAACAUCCACCACAACUCCUCAAAUCUACUUCACAUCUCUUUCCAUACGCCCCCAGAAACGCAAAAGACGCGAUAGCGAUAGUGACCAAGAUGAUGAUUUCAAUAACGAUGCAACCGCGAAUACGUAUAGUAAUACAAGAAAAGGGAAAGAAAUAGAGAAUGCAGAACCGUCACAGCCUUCUGCAGAAACUACCAACCCAUUGAGUUUAACUCCUGCAGAGGUGAUGCAAUAUAGAUUAGCAGGCUUGGGACUCGAUAAAGAAUUACCAUCGAAGAUUGGAGUGAAACAUUGGCCUCAUAGAGGUUUACCUCAAACUUACCAUAUCAGUGCGCAUGAUCGCGACGUUGCUGCUAAGUCUCGCGGUAAUGAAGACGAGGAUUCCGAAGAAGAAUCAGCUAAAUCUCGAAGGGAAAGAGAGAGACUCAAGAAAGAGGAAAGGAAGACUGGCAGGUCGAAUUUGAAGAUUCAGCAUUUGAGUGUGCUGGUUGCGAUUAUGAUGAGGAAUCUGGAAGAAGGGGAUAUGGAAAGGGCGGGACGGGCUUGGGGAUUGCUUUUGAGGAUGCAGGUUGCGGGAAAGGGAGUGGAGAUUAGGAAAACGGGAUUUUGGGGGAUUGGGGCUGAGUUGUUGAUGAGAGGGGUGGUUAAUAAACAGAGAAAGGAAUGGUGGGAAGAGGGUGCGGGGGAGGGAAGCGGUGAUGAGGAGAAUGUCAAGAAUGGAGGGGGACCCAAAGAAGGAGAUGUAGAUGGAGAAAGAGAAAGAGAAGGCAAGGAAAGAGAAUAUAGGAGAUACGGUAUGGCCGAAGGACUCAUGAAAGCAAAGGAUUAUUAUGAACGACUUAUUCUUCAGUACCCAUACAAACGACAAUUUCACGGUUCAGUUACCGCGCUAGAUUUCUGGCCUGCAAUGCUUGGAUGCGAGAUUUAUGGAAUACAAUUCGAACACAAAGAUGAAUUACGAAAGAUUGCCAAGCGAGCAGAAAAGGACGAAGAUGGGGAUCUGAGCGAUAGUGAUAUCAGUGAUGAAGACGAAGAUAUGAAUGAUGAGAACGAAGAAAAAGGAGAUCCAGGGGAUAAAGCAUUUUUAGCUCAUCAACGGCGGCAAGUCCGUCUCCAAAGCCGACGAAAGGAAAAGGGAUGGGAAGAAAGAGAUGCAGUCCGACGCACAGCACUAGUAGCCACCGAACUCGUAGCACAGCAAAUGGAUGAAUUAAUGAUCACACCGCCAUACUCGGAUUCGCGAGUACUCCUAAGAUUACGAGGUAUGGUGGCGUUAUAUAUUGGGGAUCUAUGCGUGCCAGAGAAAUGGGAAGGUGAUGAGGAGUGGUUGGGGAAAGUCAGGGGUACAGCCAUGGAGGCAGAUAAGAGAUUUCUGGGACGACAGAGAGAUGCGGAGGUAAGGAGGGGUGCGGAGAAGAGGGAGGAUGAGAGGAGAAGGGCGAGGGGUCUAUUUGGGAAAAUUGGCGUGCAGUGGGAUGAUGGGGAUGAGGCGUUGGAUUUGGAUAUGACGUUGGAGGGUUAUGAGGGGGAUGAUUGA
Molecule: messenger RNA, 1572 nt
Organism: Sclerotinia borealis F-4128
Lineage: Eukaryota; Fungi; Ascomycota; Leotiomycetes; Helotiales; Sclerotiniaceae
Source: the annotation of a GenBank genome assembly